AAAACAGGUUGUACAUUUCCAUAAUUUAAGAGCUGUUCUACUAACUUUCUGUUAACCUGAACAAACUAGAUUAGUCUCACAGGGUCGAAUAUAUUUCCAUUGAUUACAAAAUGUUGACUUUUGAUAAGGCCUGGCAGUUUCAAAUGAGUCACUAAAAAAAGGCACACUAUUAGUCGCAUAGGAGUACCAGAUAUCGUUGGUCUGCAGUAACCCGACGCACGCACGUACCGAACAUAACCCAAUGUUUAAAUUUCAAGUGCGGAAGCAGUGGACUUUAACGACUUGUGGGURAUAGCUUAGUGAGAGCAGAACUGCAGCCAAGAGAACGAGAAUCCCGUGAACUAUGGCAAGCGCAAAUAACACGAGUUACACCAAUUACAGCAGCGGUGAACAGCAUACUAGGCAAUGCGUUGACGAGGAAAGCAAAUUAGGGGUAAUGACAGUUAAAUCAUUGGCUUAUUGUAUAGUAAUUAUUCUUUCCCUCAUCGGGAACGGCCUUGUUAUUCGUAUCUUCUACAAGAACCGCUCUGUCUUGACAACUACUAACUGUUUUAUCGUCAACAUGGCUGCAUCUGAUAUUAUGCUACCAGUUUUUGUCAUUCCACGACAUGUCCUCGCUGUCUUUGAGGAAGGACCUUACGGGCUACACGCUUGGCAUGUUAAUGGUAUUAUUGGGGAAUUACUGUGCAAGCUAAUUCCUUUUAUUGGUGAUGUCUCGAACUCUGUGUCUAUCUUCACACUUGUUUUGAUUUCUUGCGAUCGAUACUUUGCCAUCGUUUGGCCCCUUUCCUACAAGCUCCACAUUACGACAAAGAAGUGUACCGUCUUGAUUGCUGCAACGUGGACGAUUGCUUUUAUCGUCCACGCUCCGUACUUCUAUAGUUUCAAACUUUACCACGGCUUCAAGGAUAAGACAUUGUGCGUUUCAUUUUGGAGUUCAGUGGAUAAGCUCGAUGAUGACACACACGUACAAAAAAGCCUCCAAUCUCAAAAGACUUACUUCUUAUUUCUACUAGUUGUGGUGUACGUACUUCCACUGACAAUCAUUACUAUUAUGUAUUCUUCCAUCAUACGAGAGCUUAGGGUUUCAAUCAGGAAUCAUUCAUCACAGCAACGCCGACAGAGAAGACGAGAGGACAAUCGAGUCAUUGCUAUGUUAGUUAUCAUCGUAACGAUUUUUGCAGUCUUUUUUGCUCCAAUUCACAUUCUCUAUUUUUUACAGAAUUUCGUUUUGAAUGCAACUAGUGACACCUGCAAAAUGUCAACCAUACAGUUCUCAUUUUUCUUCCUUACUUUAUCAACCUGUUGUGUUAACCCUUACAUUUACUUCAUUUUCCUUCGAAAAUAUCGCCACGGAGUUAAAACUUUGCUAAAGGAAUUUUUUGCCUCGAGAUUUAUGACCGUUUGCCCUGUUACUCGCGCUUCGAAAUGCUGUAUUCAGACGUGUCUGGAUGAUUUGGAGGAAGGUCUGCAGGCAACUAAUAAUGCCCGUCACAGGAACAGCAGUUCAUGCCGAGUUCGUCAUACAGAACACAUUAUACUGGCCUCAGAACAAGAAGAGACCAUUCAGUUUGAGACAGGAGUGUGAAAAGUAAUAAAAUCAAAACAAAUAGAACUAAAUAUUUAGAUGUGCAGUUUCCUGGAGCYGGCUUGCAUGUCGUAUUCAACUUGUUCGACACUGUCACUAGACCGCUAUAUACACACUACUUUCAAAUCAAAGACCCCAUAUUCAUCGCAGGAUGUGAGUGACUUAUGUACUUCAGUUUCAUAACUUACUUUUAUUCACUUUCUGAGUUGAAAUUUGCCGGCUACUGACGGAAGGGCAUGCAUUUCUAAACGAACGAUUGAAGCGUAAUGGGCUCGCAAGCUACAGAAAGGCCGGAAUCUACCUUACUUAGCAAACUCUUAUUUAUAUAUAUAUUUAUAUACUUUCGUUUUUAAAGCCGUGCAAAAGAAGAAGCAAAAAAGGAUGAACAAGCGGGAUGUAGGUGGUGCAAUAUACGACUCUGACAUCGUUGGUCGGAGCAACAAUUAAAAUAAAAAACAUUUUUAAAAAAAUUUGACAAUUA
Actinia tenebrosa (Australian red waratah sea anemone) is the source of this 2069-nucleotide messenger RNA. Its product is annotated as prolactin-releasing peptide receptor-like. Gene Ontology annotation, cellular component: plasma membrane. Gene Ontology annotation, molecular function: G protein-coupled receptor activity. Lineage: Eukaryota; Metazoa; Cnidaria; Anthozoa; Actiniaria; Actiniidae. Gene Ontology annotation, biological process: G protein-coupled receptor signaling pathway. The record is from RefSeq and is a predicted model, not a curated record.